GAUUCUUCCCGUAUUUUCGCGGCCUUCUUCCCUCGCUGCUAGUCUAGUGAUUACGUUUGCACGCGUGCUUGCAAAUCUUGCAGUCUGCUGCUUCAAGAUUUCACAGCUGGUAACGAACAGAAGCCCAGUAAGUGUGUGCUACCCAAGUUACAGUGGCAGGCGUAGCAACCAGCAGCCCAUAAGCUCUGCAGUCGGGAGCGCACUGGGAAUCCACAAUGGCCAGCCGAAACUCCGUAACCAGCGGGAAUCCAAAUGGGCACCGUUCAGCUAAUCAAGGUCCAUCCGAGAGCGGCGCGGAAGAUAAGUUCAAGGAGGUUAUCGAGGCAUGCGAACGUGUGGAAGCCAAGUGGGAAGAAGAGCGGCAACGCCAACAAUCGACAAUCCGGACGCUGCAAGAACAGGUGAUGGAGCACGAGCGUGGCGCUGCCGAGCAAAAGACGCUGAUAGCCGAACUGCAGGCGGAGAUCUCCGUGAAGGAGCGGAUGCUGGAGGAGCAGCAGCGUCGCUGGCAGGAGCGGGAGGUGGAACAUCAGCGGGAGCAGACGCGCAUCCGCGAUCUGGAGGGGUGUCUGGUCGAAGAGCAGCGCCGCGUGGCCGAGCUGACGGCGCGCAAUGCCACGCUGGCGCAGGUCACCGAGUCUCUGCAAGCGCCAUUUGCCAUAUAUGCCAAACUGAUGAAUUCCAACGGCGCCAUCGACAAUCCUCUUGCCCCUGCACAAGCACACGCUGCACUUCCGGCUGUCGUCGCUGCGGAAGUGCAUCACGUGACGGUGGCUGAUGACAUCCCGCAAUCGGCGACAGCACCAAGGCCAGAGCUCCCGGCGGGAACGGUCGCCGCGCAAGUGGCCGUCGACACGGCGAUGGCGGCCGUCGCGCCGCUCCCCGUGGCGGACGACGCAGCAUCCAGCGUGGACGGCAGCCUGUCCGCGGACGGGGACCUGCCGCUGACGCUCUUCCUGGACCCACCCCCGCAGCGCACCGUCCCGCCACCGGCCUACCACUCCAUUCUCCUUCUCCCUGCGGAACGCACGCUGCUGCAGCGCCUGAACGGCUGCAUCGAGUCCGAGUACCCGGCCCCUCCGGGGCCCGCUCGCCCCCCGAAGACGGUCCGUUUCGCGGCGCUGCCAUCGCCGGUGGCUGGCGGGAGCAAGCGGAAGCGCUCGGCCUCGGUGCUGACCGCCGGCACGUGCGGCGUCUGUAGCGUGACGUUCGCCGAUGCGGCGGAGCUGCGCCAGCAUGCCUGUCCGCUGCAGUGCGCCGUGGAGGGCUGCGGCAAGACCUUCAGCACCGAAUCCGCCCGGCAGCGCCACGAGAAGGGCCACUUCUCUCCGCUGAAACGGGGAAGCGCCCAUGCGUCGCGCUAGUUGUAUGGACGCCUUACAGGAUGCCGCACUUGGAACGGGAGUCGCGUUAGUCGUCUGUCAGACCCUUGAUGUAAAAGUUAAUGGUUUCGGUAUAUUUCGUCGGUUACGCUUUGCACGAAUAUGCAUCGCCGUUAAGAUAAUGCGAUGAUAACAUUUUUUCCAGUUACUCGCACAGUAUUAUCAAAUUACUUUGAUCUAACGUCGGGUUGUUUUCUGUGGUGUAAUCUUUUUAUAUGGUUUCUGACUUUCUGUCGUUAUUCAGUUGGUCACCGUUGGCGUUGGUGUAACUCCAGUGCAGUGCUUGCCUAAAUAUUUUCUGCAUUUAUAUUAGCCUGUAAGCCUGUUCUGUUAUUUUUGUUCCGGGAAGAUUUCCA
This is a messenger RNA of Paramacrobiotus metropolitanus, 1738 nucleotides long. RefSeq lists its product as uncharacterized. Bases 216 to 1364 code for a protein of 382 amino acids. The record is from RefSeq and is a predicted model, not a curated record. NCBI's taxonomy places the organism in Eukaryota, Metazoa, Tardigrada, Eutardigrada, Parachela, Macrobiotidae. The transcript has 6 exons.